AUGAAUGUGCUCUUAAGGUAUAAGAGCUUGGAAAAUUUAAACUUUGGUGACAGUCGAAUCUCUAACAUCGGCUGCUUCCCAAACCUAUCCGAGCUUAAUUGGUUAAGUUUGACGUUGGGUAAGAUUACUCAUCUUCACCCUGAAACAUUUUCCCAUCUUCCAAAACUGACAGUGCUGUUCUUAAAUUAUAACCAAAUAAGUAACAUUCAGUCGAGUACAUUUUCAAAGCUAACACAUCUCUUAAAAUUGUAUCUUAAUCACAACAACAUAACUUACAUUCAGUCUGGUACAUUUUCAAAUCUACCAUGUCUCAAAUGUCUGGUACUGCAUAGGAACAAGAUAACAAAGAUAUCCUCUAGCGCAUUCUUAAAUCUGCCUCAGCUCCAAACGUUGUAUCUGCACUUCAAUCAGAUAACAGAUCUUCAAUCAGGCACAUUUUCUGAUUUUCCCCAGCUCCAGAGUCUGUUCUUGAACCACAACAAGAUAUCAAAUAUUCAGGCUGGUACUUUCCUAAAUCUACCCAAGCUAAACCAUUUGACCCUGGGCAUCAACCAGGUAUCCACCCUUCCCCCGUCAACUUAUUACAUUUUGGUAUUUACUUCUAAGGUAGACAUUAACUUUAACCCCUGGCAAUGUGACUGUCAGAUGGUUCCCUUCAGACUUCUAAUGAGCGGGUCUCAUUCAUUUGAACAUCAAAUGAGAUGUGCUCAACCUCAAAAUUUCUUGGGACACAUGCUGAAAGAUAUCAAUCCUGAACACCUGGUCUUUAUGAACAGUAGCAGUGAUUAG
Molecule: messenger RNA, 789 nt
Organism: Branchiostoma belcheri (Belcher's lancelet)
Lineage: Eukaryota; Metazoa; Chordata; Leptocardii; Amphioxiformes; Branchiostomatidae
Product: carboxypeptidase N subunit 2-like
Exons: 2
Coding region: 1-789 (262 amino acids)
Cellular component (GO): extracellular matrix
Molecular function (GO): protein binding
Source: RefSeq, a predicted model, not a curated record